UGACGAUGCUCAGCUCGCUGCGGGACUGAAGUGUAACCACACCGCACCCUGAAACCAGAGCCCACCUCCUCCUGCCCCCCUUCAGCAUCCCGCAGGCCGCAGCAUGGAACGCUCCGGCAGCAUCCAGCUGGACAUACCGGACUUCAGUAACUCGGUUCUGUCCCACCUGAACCAGCUGCGCGUUCAGGGCCGUCUCUGCGACAUCGUGGUCAACGUGCAGGGUCAGAGCUUCCGAGCGCACAAGGUGGUCCUUGCGGCCAGCUCACCGUACUUCCGGGACCACAUGUCUCUGGGCCAGAUGAGCACCGUGUCUCUGACGGUGAUCCGCAACCCGUCGGUGUUCGAGCAGCUGCUGUCCUUCUGCUACACGGGCCGCCUCUGCCUGCAGCUCGCCGACAUCAUCAGCUACCUGACAGCCGCCAGCUUCCUGCAGAUGCAGCACAUCAUUGACCGCUGCACGCAGAUCCUGGAGGGCAUCCACCUGAAGAUCAGCCUGGCCGACCUUGACGAGGAGCCGCGGGAUGACGAAAUGGCGCGCGGCUCCCGUGGCGGCAGGACCCUGGAGGCUGUGGUGAGAGCGAGCGGUCAUCACGCCGGCCUGCGGCUGCUCGGAGUGCGAGGAGGCGCCGAGGCGUGCGAGGCAGUCAGCCCCGCCGAGGAGCCGCUCAGCCCGCCACCGACCGUGGAGCACAGCGGGCUGGAGGGGCCCGGAGUCGCCUCAGGCAGAGCAGGCAGAGAGCCCAUCCUCCGCAUCAACCGGGCGGGUCAGUGGUACGUGGAGACAAGCAGCGAGCCGGAGCGCAGCGGCAGCGCAGAGGACGGCGGCGGCAUGGAGCGGGUCAGGAUCAAGACGGAGAGGAUGGAGGAGUGGAUCGGAGCGGGGGAGCACCAGGAGGAGGGGGCGGCGGUGGAGGAGGGGACCACCGUGAUGAUUGACACGUCGGGACGCAGCACGCUGGUGUCGGGGCCGGUGGGAGCGCUGGCGACCCGGAGCGCCCAGCCAUCGUCCAGCUUCAGCGAGACAGACAGGUUCAGUCCCACCGGCAGCGUGGUCGUCCUGGCGGAGCGUCAGAGGGCGAAGAGCGAGUCUCCCAGCAGGGCUGACGAGCUGCGACAGCCGAGCUCUCAGGGGGAGGAGCACGCAGCGUUUGAUAUGGGCGGCUACGAGGACUACCUGAGGGAGCAGGUGGGCGACCGCUGGUUCCGCUACAAUCCCCGGCUCACCUGCAUCUACUGCUGCAAGUCCUUCAACCAGAAGGGCAGCCUGGACCGCCACAUGCGCCUGCACAUGGGCAUCACGCCGUUCGUGUGCCGCAUCUGCGGGAAGAAGUACACCCGAAAGGACCAGCUGGAGUACCACAUCCGCAAGCACACGGGCAACAAGCCCUUCCACUGCCACGUCUGCGGCAAGAGUUUCCCCUUCCAGGCCAUCCUCAACCAGCACUUCCGCAAGAACCACCCGGGCUGCGCCCCCCAGGAGGCCCACAGCGCCUCCCCCGAGACCACCACCGCCUCCGUCACCUCCAGGGGGGGGCCCAGCGACGACGCCUCCCCCAGCCAGGAGGAGCCCGAGGCCGGUGCCGGCGGCGGGGGCCAGUACGGCGAGGGCCCGCAGGCCUCGGUCUCCACCACGGGGCCCGACUGACCCCGCGAGGGGAGGGGAGGGGAGGGCAGGGGUCGGGGGGCGGUGCUCCGAUCCUGGCGCACCUAAAGGCGCCAGGUGGCCUCAGAGUCCAGGCUGAGAUUUUUCCGCUUUAAACCGCAUCUACCUUCACUAACCAAACAGAUCGAGAUAAAAUGAAGAAAUGCCACACACUCCAACAACCUCAUACACACCACCGCAACGCACCGCAGCGCACCGCGGCGCCGCGGCGUGGUCCUCGUUUGCCUCCGUUGGCUUUCUGUUACAGAUUUCUACUUUUAUAUUUCCGGGUCCUACAGGUUCACACGCAGCGUCACAACAGUCUGUCGGAGGAAACUUUGCCAAACUACUCAGUGCCAGUUUCACUUUGAAUCCUUCCUAUUUGCCUUGAGACAAUCCGAGCGGCGGGGUCGUAAUAAUCAUCCCGCGCGCUCUUCAAAGUGCCGCGCCGGCAUUCAAACGUUUAGUUGCACAAAAAGAAAAAAAAACACGACUGUUAAAGAUCCGGUGUGAUCACAGUUUCUCGUCCAUCCAACAUCUCUCUCAUCAGACGUUUGGGAAGUUAACUCCUGCAGGGCUGCUGACAAUUCCCCCAGGUCUCAAAGGGUUAAAGGGCAGCUCUGUAAAAGCAGACACCAGGCUCACUAUUGCCAAUUAGUCUGUUGAUAAGUAGACAAAUAAUUUCAUCUGUAAAAUGUAAGAAGACACGUCUUCAGAUGUGUUCUGAUCAGCAGUGUCAAACCAAAGCAGAUAAAGAGGAUAAAGAUGCCGGAACGACCAAUUUUUCAACUUGGCUUCAAAAUCACCAGAAAUUAAUAAUUGUGAUCAGAACAGUUUCUGAUUUACACAAAUUGAUUAAAUCAGUUUAUUAUUUCAGAUUUAAUAACUUUUGCUUUUUCUUGAGCACAGCUCUCAAAAGCAUAAAAUCAGUCACAGACUGUUGUCACAUAACAUAAAUAGAAUAAAAAGGAGCCGAUUAUUGACUGGAAAUUCUCCAAAAUAUUCCAAAAUAUUCCAUAAUCAGUGAAACACACUGCUGGUUAUAAUCUGUAUCUGUAAAUGACUAGUGUAAUUAAUAAUAGAUAUAGAAAUCAGAGGAUUAGGGACUGUUUGUGGGGGGGGGGGUGCAAUAAAGCGGGAAGCAUGUCAAGUCAUUUUUAAACCUUGGGGAGAGACUCGUGUCAUUUCAUGCCCAGCCCAAGAAAACGUGUUUGGAAGGCAUAUUUUCUUUAAAACAACAAAACAAACAAACAAAUUGAAGAAAAAUCUUUGACUAAUUUUUGGCA
Messenger RNA from Plectropomus leopardus (leopard coralgrouper), 2928 nucleotides. RefSeq names its product zinc finger and BTB domain containing 37 (gene zbtb37). The record is from RefSeq and is a predicted model, not a curated record. Gene Ontology annotation, molecular function: RNA polymerase II cis-regulatory region sequence-specific DNA binding; DNA-binding transcription factor activity, RNA polymerase II-specific; protein binding. NCBI's taxonomy places the organism in Eukaryota, Metazoa, Chordata, Actinopteri, Perciformes, Serranidae. Gene Ontology annotation, biological process: regulation of transcription by RNA polymerase II.